UCAUUUUAAAUGUUUGAUUGCGCUUAGAAUUGCGUUAUUUCGCCUUGUUUGUAUUUUUUUUAUUGUUUGCCUCGUUUUUUGCUUUUAUGGCACGUCUGAAUCGAAGUUAUCGCUUCGAGUGAAAGUAGGGUUAUGCAAUAUGUUUUUACUACAAAAGCCACGAUAUCGUAACAUUUUGCAUUUUUUCGUUAUCACUUGCACCAAGUAGCACAUGCCGUAUCAAGAUUUGUACCAAAAUAUCCGCAUUCUUUUUAUUUUUUGCCCGAUUGCAAAAUAAAUGAAUGGGAUUGUCCAGUAUGUUGUUGUGAGGGGGGACCUUUUAAAAGAACUGGGGUGGCCCGUGGGGGCUGUUAUCGCACAAGCGUGUCAUGCCGUAACAGCAGUCACACACUUGUUUCAUGACGAUGAACAUGUGCAAAUGUAUCUAAAAGACUUGGAUAACAUGCACAAGGUCGUACUUGAGGCCCCCGACGAGGGCAGUUUAAACAAACUGAGAGAUAGUUUAAGCGAAAAUAAUAUCAAGCAUAAGUUGUGGAUCGAACAACCGGAAAACAUUCCUACGUGUCUGGUGGCUAAGCCGUACCCCAAGGACGAGGUCCAGAAGUACUUCAAAAAAUUCAAAUUAUUUAAAACGUAAUCUUUUAUUUAUAUAAAAGUCAUAAAUUAAGUCUUUUUAUGUACAGAAAGAAGCUAAAUAAAGCCGGUUCUGUUUGUACAA
Messenger RNA from Tribolium castaneum (red flour beetle), 718 nucleotides. RefSeq lists its product as uncharacterized. The record is from RefSeq and is a predicted model, not a curated record. Bases 278 to 637 code for a protein of 119 amino acids. The transcript is spliced from 2 exons. Gene Ontology annotation, molecular function: peptidyl-tRNA hydrolase activity. Lineage: Eukaryota; Metazoa; Arthropoda; Insecta; Coleoptera; Tenebrionidae.